AUGGAAGAUACAAAAAAAAAUAACGGCAAUACUGUUUUCAUCUCACCAGCACGUCCAGAAACGCCAAAUCACAUUGCAACAUGUAAUCCCCUACAGUUAGUAGAUAACGUAGGAAAUACGAAUUCUACUACUACGACCCCUACAGCGCCUUUAAAAUCUCCAUUCGACGACAUGAAAACUCCGCGCAAGUCAGAAAAACCUCUAACCGAGGAAACACGAAAGUUAUUUUUGACGCCGGAAAAAUUGGCUAGCAUUAAACGCGCUCAAUUGCAGAGAUAUUGUAAACGUUAUGGGAUAAAAGCUAACUUAAAGAAUACGGAAUUGAUCAAAAAAUUACAAGAAUAUGCAUUAAACCAUCAGAGUCAACAAAAUGAAAAUGACUUUUCGUCCUUUAAUAUUGCCUCUCUUUCUCCACUUCCGCCACCAUCCUUUUCAAUGGAUGCUGAUUCCCCCAAGAUUUCUUCUGAAAAUAUUGGCCAAGCAUUUCGAGAAAUACUAGCAUCCAAAGACGAUACUUCUAUAGAAAACGACGAGGGAAAGACAAUAGCAUCACCAGACAAAAAGAUGUCGCCGCUUAAUAUAAGAACCCAAAUAGAAAACAAGCAAUCCUUUAUCCCAUUACUUUCCCCUAGAAUAUCAAAUUUCAUGGCGCGUAAAAUUGCAACACCAAUCAAAAAGCCGCAUUUGAAUAGUCAAAAUCUCUCAAGUGAAAAAACACCGAUUUAUGACGAAGAAUCCCCUUUGAUUGAUCAUCCUGCGUCAUCUAAUUCUGAUAUUCAAGCAAUUAAUGAAACUAAGAGAAAUGCGCCAUUAUCAGAAAAAGAAGAAACUUUAAAUACAGAUCGAGAAGUUAACGAGGAUUCGAAUCUUACUGAGCAACAGCCGGCAGAAAAGGACCAAGAAUCGUAUGAUCCUUCGACUUCAACGGAGCCAUUCGUUUUCAAUUCUGGAAUGCGAGUAGAUGAUUCCACAUUCCAAACAGCGGCAGCCGCUGUGUUAGCAGAAUUGGAAAGACGCGUCGCGGAAGUUCAGAAGCUCCCUACUCCGGAAAUCAAGAAAUAUCUUGGAGAAUUGACACCAUCGCCAAAAGCAAACAGGUCGUUGCAGCCCGAAGAGGCAAGCGAAGGAUUGACACCAAGUCGAUUUGACAAACUUCAUAAAAAAAAUUUUGACAAAAUGCCAUCUAUUAUUAAACAUUAUGCUGCACAAAGAAGAAAAGCAGAAGAUGAAUCGGAAGUCUCUCCAAUAAAAAAAAAGAAAUUGAUUCAUUCUACAAAUGAACAAGAUUUUGCGAAAACUUCUCAACCAAUCUACAAACACGAGGAAAAGAGUACUGGAAAAACCAACGAAUCUUUAUUACAUCGACCAUCUGGCGUCAACAAUAAUAGAAAACCAAAAGUGACAAGCGUCACAAGAUCGGGAAUCACGGCUCGUUUAGCAACCUUUGGUUUUGAUUCAAGAUUGAGAAAGCCGUCAAACUAUAAUAUUGCACAUGCAAGUUCAAAUAAAUCUGAGGCGGCUUCGACGCCGACAUCUAUUUCUAUGAAACAAAAUAAGGAACUUGAAAAGAGAAAAGAUGUUAUUGAGAAAAAAAGAUCAAUUCCAAACAAGCCUCAAAUAAGAAAUCCGGGUUCAAGUCAUCAAAUACCUGUCCAAGGAAUUACAAAUUCUGGAUUCAAUUCAAAGGUCAAACCUCCUCCACGCUUAGAUACUUCAAAAAAAUCUUCUCAACCAAAAAUCAUUGAUAAAGCAACUUCUCGGCCGUUUUUCUCGCGCCAAAUAUAUCAAAAAACUACUACAUCAGCACAACAGUUAACACAAGGAGAAGUCAAGAACGAACUUGCAUCUAAAAUCCAAAAAAAAUUCAUGAAAUCUCAUAAAUCACAAACGCCAUCAUUCUCUCAAAAGAAAGUCAAUAAGGAUAAAAAAUGA
Ambispora leptoticha is the source of this 1932-nucleotide messenger RNA. The record is from the annotation of a GenBank genome assembly. Lineage: Eukaryota; Fungi; Glomeromycota; Glomeromycetes; Archaeosporales; Ambisporaceae.